Molecule: messenger RNA, 918 nt
Organism: Mytilinidion resinicola
Lineage: Eukaryota; Fungi; Ascomycota; Dothideomycetes; Mytilinidiales; Mytilinidiaceae
Exons: 2
Coding region: 1-918 (305 amino acids)
Source: RefSeq, a predicted model, not a curated record
AUGUCAGUACCACUGCAGACUCUACCCAACAACGCCCAAGGUGGAGGACAAAUCGGCAGCAGUACGGGCGCCACUCAGAGCAGCCAGACUCAGGUCAAUACCUCUGCGGGAAGUCAAACUCAGAACACUGGUUUUCAGGGUAACCAGGCCGCCAAUGCGACCGUUCCAGCCUCGAACGUUAGUACCACACCCAGUGGGAGAAAGUCUCCAAUUGCGUGGUUGAAAGGCCUCUCCACUUGCGAAAUCAUUACUGGAAUCUUUGCAGUAAUUGGAAUACCUACGUUCGGCCUCAUGAUCUACUGGAGCCAGAGGCAAGAUGAGUACGGAUCGACGCAGACUGCCCUCGCGAAGACGCAAACGGACCUCGCGAAGAAGGCUGACCGCAUUCAAACUUGGAAAGACUGCCGUGAUGAGAGCCUUAAUCUCAUGAACUCGACGAUAUGCGAUUCUUAUAGAGGCCUAAGUUACGACGAUGUUGUUAAUGGCAAUAUACCGUCGCUUACGAAGAGGGCACUACUCUACACGGGACAAGCUACUUACUGGAUUGUAAGAAGACUCCAGAAAGAAUUUAUGACGCGCUGUCACGAAAUUGUGGCUACGGGAAAUCUCGAGAUCUGGACCCUGGUAGCCAUGAUUGGAGGCGGAUUUUUUCUCGCCAUGACGGUUUUGGACCCCCAUCAGGCCGCUCGGUGGGAAUCGGAGUUUUACAGACAACCUAACAUUGACACUGCCUCUCGAACACGCAUGCGCAUGCAGCCAAUGACACGGCCGACGAGCGUUGGUCAUUGGAUGUUUGCUACGAUGAACGGACACUAUAGGGGUACAUUACUCGGAUUCGCAACGGUUACUUGUCUCCUCACGGUAUAUUAUCCAGGGGCAUAUGUUAUAUCUUGGUACCUGAACAUCCGGAAACCAUGA